AUGUCAGAGACGGCAACUAUCAAGCCCAAUAAGUUCCCGCCUGAGGUUCUGGCGCGUAUUGCGCCGGACGUGUUGUUGCAGAAGUAUUUGCAAGUCGGUGUGCGGCCGUCUUUGCGCAAGUUCGACGAGUUCAGACCGGUUCAGAUAAGCCGUGCUGGUGUGGGAAGGUACGAAUCUGACGGAAACGGCGACAUAAACAAGGUUGGCAGCAUUCUGGGAUCGUCGAUUGUAAAAUCAGGCUCUACCACGGUGAUCUGUUUGAUCAGCGGUGGGAUAGUCGAAGAUAGUUUGGAGUUGGUGAAUGAUUAUAGAACAAAGCUUGAAAAAGACAUAAUAGACGGAGAAACAUACACCGAGUCGAAGAACACAAGCGUUUACACGGAGGUUGAGAUUUCUCGUGGACGAAGUGGGCCACCUAAUGAGGAGGAAAUUUGUUUGUCACAGCAAUUGUACGAUACCGUCUACCAUUCGGGCUUGAUUGAUAGAGAAGCACUCAAGAUUAAGCUGGGAUAUAAAGGCGACCAGCCAUUGGAUUCGGAUUUCAUGCCGCAGAACAGCUACUCGUUCGUGCUCUAUGCGACGAUCCAGGUGUUUUCAAGAACUGGCCCCGUGUACGACCUGUGCUAUGGUGCUCUGGUGUCUGCUCUGCGUGGCACCCGUCUUCCUGCCGUUUACAUUGACGAGAAAAGAACCGAGGUUGGUGUCCGGCGGGUGCGCACCGAGGAAUACGACCUGAUCUGCGAGACCGAGAAAAGCUCUCCGUUGCAACUGAACCAGGACAAGCUUGGUUGGGGGUCUACUUUUGGGCUGGUGCAACUCGACAAAGAUAUUCCACGUGACCAGGACAAGAUGGAAAUAGAUACCGACGACCGAAUUUUGCUUGCCGACCUGGAAGGUGAGGCCGAGGAAGAGAUCGGUACGCGGCUGGAAGUCGGUAGCAACGGCAAGUCGCUCAACAGAUUGACAAUCUACAAUGUGGGGAAGAUCAGCAAGCAAGACUUGCAACAAGCAAUUGCAUUAGAUCUUCUUCUUGGACGAUCUGAGGUUCCGUUGUCUAGGAACAGCCAAUGGGGAACCUGUGUUGGAGUCGUAGUUGGACUGGAGAGUUUUUCUGUCCAAGUAAACGUAUUCGUUGACCUUGGCAGCAACACCACCUCUAACUCUUUGGACAACCUUGGACUUCUUGGAGCUCUUCUUGUAGACCUCGAUGUAGAAAGCAAUGAACAGAACCAGGUAGGACGAGAUAAUUGCACAUCCGCUGAAAGUUGCCAGUGGUGUUCCUGCGCAGUCUCCACAGUGGGGCAGGGAAGGAUAGAAGUUGUGGACGACUUUCUGGUAGGUGGCGAAAUAAAUAAACGAGAGAUCAAGGAUGAAUUGCAGAAUCUGGAAUCUGGUGACCCAUUCUUUCCACCAGACGCGGAUUCCUCUGGCUGCCAGGAAGUAGUACCAGUACAUGACCACGUGAACAAACAGGUUCAAGGUGAUGGGAACCCACGAGAUGGAGGUCAGACCGAUAAGCUGUGUGUAGCACAGCAAAGCGGUGGCACCGUGGUGGUAAGUGUGGAGGAAGGUGAGUUUUUUCUGUUUCACCACCAAGAACAACGUGUCGAUGAACUCGGUGAACUUUGUAAGGUAGUUCAAGUAGUAGAGUACGACCAUUUGCUGGGUCCAUGCACCGUGAUCACAGAUGGCGUAGUAGAGGCCGUGGGUGUGGAUCAUAGGGAUGAGUUGCUCGGUCAUCAAAACAACAAGAGUCAACGACAACGUGGUCAAGAACAGGUUGUGGAUCUGGAACAGUCCGUUCAGAACAAGAGGUUUCCACUUGUUGGCCUUGAUCACGGCGGAUCCACCCAAAAUCACAAUGUAGUACACGGCAAUCGCGCUAAACACAGGGAUCGGAGUGGAGAAAAAGGUCUGGCCCGCCUCGAAGUGGAACUGGCUUGGAACAAACCGGCCACCGGUCAGCUGGGCGACAAACACGUCAAAGUAUCCAAACAAGUACACGCCGAAUGGACGCUCAAAACUGGGCACGGGAAGCGAAGCGAGUGA
Messenger RNA from Ogataea philodendri, 2049 nucleotides. RefSeq lists its product as uncharacterized. Gene Ontology annotation, biological process: U4 snRNA 3'-end processing; exonucleolytic trimming to generate mature 3'-end of 5.8S rRNA from tricistronic rRNA transcript (SSU-rRNA, 5.8S rRNA, LSU-rRNA); TRAMP-dependent tRNA surveillance pathway. Gene Ontology annotation, cellular component: cytoplasmic exosome (RNase complex); nuclear exosome (RNase complex). Bases 1 to 2049 code for a protein of 682 amino acids. The transcript is spliced from 2 exons. The record is from RefSeq and is a predicted model, not a curated record. NCBI's taxonomy places the organism in Eukaryota, Fungi, Ascomycota, Pichiomycetes, Pichiales, Pichiaceae.